Messenger RNA from Parnassius apollo (apollo), 1119 nucleotides. NCBI's taxonomy places the organism in Eukaryota, Metazoa, Arthropoda, Insecta, Lepidoptera, Papilionidae. The record is from the annotation of a GenBank genome assembly.
AUGAAAUGCCAAGACCUAAUACGUCUUUGUGAUACCGGAGCCAUUCCAAAAAGAUUUCACGAAGAAUAUCAUAAACUUCCGAACGACUCUAACGUGCGUGAGACUUUAAAUGAAACCAACUAUGAAGAAGAAGACGAUGAAAAGGAAGAUUUGAGAAUAGAGGAAGUAGGAUCAGGAACACCGCUCUGUGAUAGACACAAAUUCUUUGAUCUGAUGGAAAGUAAGAUUUCAAGAAACAGAGCUCUCAUAUGUCACAGUUGCUGGGUGAGAGCUGAUAGAAACGCCCAUCAUUUUGUAUCUGCGCCUUCUGGAUCCUCAACAUCAGUAUAUGAAACAAGUGAACAAGAGGAAUUGACUUUGCAGUCUACUCCACAGGCUACUUUGCAGUCUACUUCACAGGAUACUUUGCAGUCUACUUCACAGGAUACUUUGCAGUCUACUUCACAGGUUCGUUCACAGGAUACUUUGCAGUCUACUUCACAGGCUACUUUGCAGUCUACUUCACAGGAUACUUUGCAGUCUACUUCACAGGCUACUUUGCAGUCUACUUCACAGGCUACUUUGCAGUCUACUUCACAGGCUACUUUGCAGUCUACUUCACAGGAUACUUUGCAGUCUACUUCACAGGAUACUUUGCACUCUACUUCACAGGCUACUUCAGAAGCUACACCCAGGCUGAGUGAAGCUAUAGUGUUACCUGACUAUGUAAGAGCAGUAGAAACUGAAUCUCGCUGUUUUAUUGAAGGUUGUCGGAGACAAGAGAGGAAUAGAGUUCCUGUUACAACUAGGAAAAUGUUGUUAGAUGUCUAUAAUUUCUAUAUCCCUAAAAACAAUAGAUUAUGCAACCACCACAUUAAUACGCAAUCUUGGGAUUUUCUCACUGGAGCUUUAGAAAAUUAUGUUAAUGUGUUUACAGCAUUGCAUAUUCAAAACAUGCUAGAAUUUAAAAGUCACUCAAAUGUUGGCCUUGAUUUUAUCAAUAUUCUUAAUAUGGAAGACCGUUUAGUGCAUCAUUGGUUAGGCUUUACGAAAGAGCAGUAUCAAAGGAUUUUAGAUGAAGUGCCACAAUUGCUGCAAAAGUCAUCGGGCCCUAUUGGGUUAACAGCAUAUUUGAUAUAG